GGCGCCGGGAGCCCGAGCAGAGCCAGCCGGGGCGCCCAGCGGCGCGCUCAGCCAGCAGCCGCGCCGGCGAUGCGGGGCCGCCCCGCGCCCGCCCCAGCCCCGGCCGCGGCCCCCGCGGGAAGGGGCUGAGUCGCCCGCCGCCGCCCGGAUGGCGAGCCUCGCCGCGCUCGCCCUCAGCCUUCUCCUGCGGCUGCAGCUGCCGCCGCCGCCCGGCGCCGGGGCGCAGAGCGCCGCAGGUGGCUGUUCCUUUGAUGAGCACUACAGCAAUUGUGGUUAUAGCGUGGCCCUGGGGACCAAUGGGUUUACCUGGGAGCAGAUUAACACAUGGGAGAAACCAAUGCUGGACCCAGCAGUGCCCACAGGCUCCUUCAUGAUGGUGAACAGCUCCGGGAGGGCCUCGGGCCAGAAGGCCCACCUGCUGCUGCCGACUCUGAAGGAGAACGACACCCACUGCAUCGAUUUCCAUUACUACUUCUCCAGCCGAGACAGGUCCAGCCCAGGGGCCUUGAACGUCUACGUGAAGGUGAAUGGCGGGCCCCAGGGGAACCCGGUCUGGAACGUGUCCGGGGUCGUGACUGAGGGCUGGGUGAAGGCAGAGCUCGCCAUCAGCACCUUCUGGCCACAUUUCUACCAGGUGAUAUUUGAAUCCGUCUCUUUGAAGGGUCACCCUGGCUACAUCGCCGUGGACGAGGUCCGGGUCCUUGCUCAUCCGUGCAGAAAAGCACCUCACUUCCUACGGCUCCAAAAUGUUGAGGUGAACGUGGGGCAGAACGCCACAUUUCAGUGCAUUGCUGGCGGGAAGUGGUCUCAGCAUGACAAACUUUGGCUCCAGCAAUGGAAUGGCCGGGACACAGCCCUCAUGGUCACUCGUGUGGUCAACCACAGGCGCUUCUCGGCCACGGUCAGCGUGGCGGACACUGCCCAGCGUAGCGUCAGCAAGUACCGCUGCGUGAUCCGCUCUGACGGGGGCUCCGGCGUGUCCAACUACGCGGAGCUGAUCGUGAAAGAGCCUCCCACGCCCAUCGCGCCCCCAGAGCUGCUGGCUGUGGGAGCCACCUACCUGUGGAUCAAGCCAAAUGCCAACUCCAUCAUAGGAGACGGCCCCAUCAUCCUGAAGGAGGUGGAAUAUCGCACCACCACAGGGACCUGGGCCGAGACCCACAUAGUCGACUCUCCCAACUAUAAGCUGUGGCACCUGGACCCCGAUGUGGAGUAUGAGAUCCGCGUGCUACUCACCCGACCCGGUGAGGGGGGCACGGGACCACCAGGACCUCCCCUCACCACCAGGACCAAGUGUGCAGACCCAGUACAUGGCCCACAGAACGUGGAGAUUGUGGACAUCCGAGCCCGGCAGCUGACCCUGCAGUGGGAACCCUUCGGCUACGCAGUGACCCGCUGCCACAGCUACAACCUCACGGUGCAGUACCAGUACGUGUUCAACCAGCAGCAGUACGAGGCGGAGGAGGUCAUCCAGACCUCCUCCCACUACACCCUCCGGGGCCUGCGCCCCUUCAUGACCAUCCGCCUGCGGCUCCUGCUGUCCAACCCCGAGGGCCGGAUGGAGAGCGAGGAGCUGGUGGUGCAGACGGAGGAGGAUGUUCCAGGAGCUGUUCCUCUAGAAUCCAUCCAAGGGGGACCCUUUGAAGAGAAGAUCUACAUCCAGUGGAAACCUCCCAAUGAGACCAAUGGGGUCAUCACGCUCUAUGAGAUCAACUACAAGGCUAUUGGCUCACUGGACCCGAGUGCUGACCUCUCCAACCAGAGGGGAAAAGUGUUCAAGCUCCGGAAUGAAACCCACCACCUCUUUGUGGGUCUGUAUCCAGGGACCACCUACUCCUUCACCAUCAAGGCCAGCACAGCGAAGGGCUUUGGGCCUCCUGUCACCACUCGGAUCGCCACCAAAAUUUCAGCCCCAUCGAUGCCUGAGUAUGAUACCGACACCCCAUUGAAUGAAACGGACACGACCAUCACGGUGAUGCUGAAGCCUGCUCAGUCCCGGGGAGCCCCUGUCAGUGUUUAUCAGCUGGUUGUCAAGGAGGAGCGACUUCAGAAGUCACGGAGGGCCGCAGACAUAGUUGAGUGCUUCUCGGUGCCUGUGAGCUAUCGGAAUGCCUCGAGCCUCGAUUCCCUACACUACUUUGCUGCUGAGUUGAAGCCUGCCAACCUGCCUGUCACGCAGCCAUUUACAGUAGGUGACAACAAGACAUACAAUGGCUACUGGAACCCUCCUCUCUCCCCCCUGAAAAGCUACAGCAUCUACUUCCAGGCACUCAGCAAAGCGAACGGAGAAACCAAAAUCAACUGUGUUCGUCUGGCUACGAAAGGUGCCUCCACCCAGAAUUCUAACACUGUGGAGCCAGAGAAGCAGGUGGACAACACCGUGAAGAUGGCAGGCGUCAUUGCUGGCCUUCUCAUGUUCAUCAUCAUUCUCCUUGGUGUGAUGCUCACCAUCAAAAGGAGAAGAAAUGCUUAUUCCUACUCCUAUUACUUGAAGCUGGCCAAGAAGCAGAAGGAGACACAGAGUGGAGCCCAGAGGGAAAUGGGACCCGUGGCCUCAGCUGAUAAACCCACCACCAAGCUCAGCACGAGUCGCAAUGAGGAAGGCUUCUCCUCUAGUUCUCAAGAUGUGAAUGGAUUCACAGAUGGCAGCCGUGGGGAGUUGUCCCAGCCCACCCUCACCAUCCAGACUCACCCCUACCGGACCUGCGACCCCGUGGAGAUGAGCUACCCCCGGGACCAGUUCCAGCCAGCCAUCAGGGUGGCCGACCUGCUCCAGCACAUCACUCAGAUGAAGAGAGGCCAGGGCUAUGGGUUCAAGGAGGAGUACGAGGCUUUACCAGAGGGACAGACGGCUUCAUGGGACACUGCCAAGGAGGAUGAAAACCGCAAUAAGAAUCGAUAUGGGAACAUCAUAUCCUAUGACCAUUCCCGAGUGAGGCUGCUGGUGCUGGAUGGAGACCCACACUCGGACUAUAUCAACGCUAACUACAUUGACGGGUACCACCGGCCACGGCACUACAUUGCAACUCAAGGUCCAAUGCAGGAGACAGUGAAGGACUUUUGGAGAAUGAUUUGGCAGGAGAACUCAGCCAGCAUCGUCAUGGUCACGAACCUCGUGGAAGUGGGCAGGCACCCAGCGGAACACACUGUGGGAAAUGCCACUCUAGGCCGCGCGGCGUCCCCCGGAAUGGUGAAAUGUGUGCGAUAUUGGCCAGAUGACACUGAGGUCUACGGAGACAUUAAAGUCACCCUGAUUGAAACAGAGCCCCUGGCAGAAUACGUCAUUCGCACCUUCACGGUCCAGAAGAAAGGCUACCACGAGAUCCGAGAGCUGCGCCUCUUCCACUUCACCAGCUGGCCUGAUCACGGCGUCCCCUGCUACGCCACCGGCCUACUGGGCUUUGUCCGCCAGGUCAAGUUCCUCAACCCGCCCGAAGCCGGGCCCAUCGUGGUCCACUGCAGCGCCGGAGCUGGGAGGACCGGCUGCUUCAUCGCCAUCGACACCAUGCUUGACAUGGCCGAGAACGAGGGGGUGGUGGACAUCUUCAACUGCGUGCGUGAGCUUCGGGCCCAAAGGGUCAACCUGGUGCAGACGGAGGAGCAGUACGUGUUUGUGCACGACGCCAUCCUGGAGGCGUGCCUCUGCGGCAACACCGCCAUCCCUGUGUGUGAGUUCCGCUCUCUCUACUACAGUAUCAGCAGGCUGGACCCCCAGACCAACUCCAGCCAAAUCAAAGACGAAUUUCAGACCCUCAACAUCGUGACGCCACGUGUCCGGCCCGAGGACUGCAGCAUCGGGCUUCUGCCCCGUAACCAUGACAAGAAUCGGAGCAUGGACGUCCUGCCCCUGGACCGCUGCCUACCCUUCCUCAUCUCAGUGGACGGAGAGUCCAGCAACUACAUCAAUGCGGCUCUGAUGGACAGCCACAAGCAGCCUGCUGCCUUCGUGGUCACCCAGCACCCUCUACCUAACACCGUGGCGGACUUCUGGAGGCUGGUGUUCGAUUAUAACUGCUCCUCUGUGGUGAUGCUGAAUGAGAUGGACACUGCCCAGCUCUGUAUGCAGUACUGGCCCGAGAAGACCUCUGGGUGCUACGGGCCCAUCCAGGUGGAGUUCGUCUCUGCAGACAUCGACGAGGACAUCAUCCACAGAAUAUUCCGCAUCUGUAACAUGGCUCGGCCACAGGAUGGGUAUCGUAUAGUCCAGCACCUCCAGUACAUCGGCUGGCCCGCCUACCGGGACACGCCCCCCUCCAAGCGCUCUCUGCUCAAAGUGGUCCGUCGGCUGGAGAAGUGGCAGGAGCAGUACGAUGGGAGGGAGGGCCGCACCGUGGUCCACUGUCUAAAUGGGGGCGGCCGCAGUGGAACUUUCUGUGCCAUCUGCAGCGUGUGUGAGAUGAUCCAGCAGCAAAACAUCAUUGAUGUAUUCCACAUCGUGAAAACGCUGCGUAACAACAAAUCCAACAUGGUGGAGAACCUGGAACAGUAUAAAUUUGUAUACGAGGUGGCGCUGGAAUAUUUAAGCUCCUUUUAGCCCAAUGGGAUGGGGAACCUGCCAGAGACCAGAGGCUGCUGCGGCCAAGCCCCCUUUCCUGUGACUGGCCGGGACUGGGCACGGGGGCUGAAAGGCGGCACCUCUGCCCACCUCCAAGGAGAAGACUGGGUGGCCCCACACUCCAGGGCAGGCUCUGCACCUUCUGUAGCUGUGGGAGAUGCUGCUUUGAAAGGCCCAGGCUUCCCUUCCACACCCGACAGCCACAGCCACAGGCCCAAGCAGAAAUGCACCCACAAGCAAGGCCCCUGGACUUUCAGUUCUCAGACCUCUUGCAUUUGUUCUUUUCGAUUUUGUGAAUCUUAUGACAAGCCGACUGCACAGGUGCUGGGGGGUGAGAGGCCCAGCAGUACUUCCCCUGCCCUACUUCUCUUUAGGAGUGGGGGGGGUCGUGUUCUACUCCUCCAUGCUAUGGUGGGAAAGAUUGGGGGUCUUGGGGUCCCUGGUCUGCUGCUCCCUGAUUUCUCCUUUGGGGACCUCUGGCAUCAGACACCUGCCAGUGUGCAUCACUGUGGCCUUAGGAGCUCCCUAGGCCACAGCGGAGGCCCCCAUCCUCUCUGUGGCCCACACCCAACCCGCAUGGGGCUUGGCCCACUACCAUUCUGUACCCAUCCCCCAGCCCAGGCCUUGACCUCAGAGUCCACAGCAUUCUUCGAUCUAGGUUUUCUCUGUGCUUUUGUGGUCAGUAGGGAGGGAGUGGAACUAAAGGGAACUUUGCUGCUCCUCCUUGUGUUUGUAAAGAGGGGCCACCUCCAUGGGGCCAGGCUCUGGCUGACUCACGUGAUGGAAACCCCGUAUCUCUUGGGUGAUGGUUUCUUUGGGGAGGGACAAACAAAAUAAGAUGUGAUUAUUUUUCAAAGUGUAUGUGAAAAGAACUUUCUUUUAAGGGGUAUAAAAUCAUAGUCUCUAAUGUCAAAAAAACAAAAAGAAAGAAAAAAAAGUUUGAAUGUGUAGCUAUAAGACAGAUCUCUCAGGCCCGUUAUUUUCUUGACAUUGUCCUUAAAAGGUCCCACCCUGGAACAGCACAGCCACUAAGCUAGGAAAAGAUGGGCCAGUCUGAAGAGGUGUCUGUGGUUUCUGGGGCAGAUAGAGCACCAGCUUUCCACAUAAUCUUUGAUCUCUAAAUUCAACUCCUCCCUAAAGAAAACCAGCUGCCAUCUUGAAAACGGCCUUUAUGGAUCAAGUAUACUUUGCUUUAAAAUAGUAGGCCACAGGGAUCAGGCCUGGGGUUCUGGGAUCUUGCCCAAAGUAAGGGUGAGACAAUGAAAGGGAGCCGACAUUGCUAAUCAUCUGUUUAUGCCCAGGAUCAUGGUUUGCACCUCCCAUACAGCAUUUCAUAUAAUCUUAGAACCCCCAUGAGAGAGCUGUUAACUUGCUAUCAUCUCUGUUUUACAGUGAAAAAACUGAAGCCCCUUCCCUCAGUGAUGAAAUUCUGGGUUCCAAAAAGGCAGGUAACUGUAAUGAGACUUGUUUAUACUGUUUCCUUCAUCCUUUCCCAGCCAAGCAAUUAUUUUAUGGAGGGAAAAAUAAAGCCCAAGACUUCUGAGCAGAGACCUCCACAAAUGGAAAUUUAAUUCUUCCUAAUAUCAGUUCUCCUAGGAAGCCUAGAAUCUCAGAUAUAUUUUAGUAAUUCAUUCCUGGCUCUCCAGGAAAGCAAGCCUCAUCUAAUUUCUUAGCCAGAAUCUCUUAGCCUGUUUCCUCAGGCUGUAAGUUCUGCCAGCCAGGGACACCCUCUCUGCCUUGGUCUCUAGCUGGUGCUCACGUACAAUAUCUGAGAGCCUCUGGGUGGCCUGGAAUCUAGGAAGCCCCAUCUUGGAGGCUGGUCUAGCCCCAUAUAAGAUAUGAGGAGCACAGAAUUCAAUAAGGCACUGUUUUUCCUUCAAAAGCUCACUGGAGAAAACAGACAAAGUGAAACCACAGUGCAAAAGUCAUGGACUGCAUAGGUGUUCUAUGAGCCUGCAAGCAUGAGAAGCUAACUCUGUCUAAGGCUUCUUAAGGGUGGUAACAUCCAUCCUCACUUGAUCUUAAGUAGAAAAAGGAAGAAAAGGAAAUUCAAGCCAAGGCAUCAGCAGGUGCAAUGGCAAAGAGAUGUGAAGAAGGUGGGCAGUGCAUGGUGUGAGGUCAGCCCAGCUGGAGCAAAGCAGGGUGAGGGGUGGGCAGGAGACGAGCCAGGCUCAGGGAGAUGAAUGCUUGGCUUAGUGGUCUGGACCUUGCCCAAAAGGCACCAAGGAACCAGGGGAGCUUUCGACUGAUGUGCUUAGCUCUGUUUUGGAGAAGGCUCCCUCUGGGGCCAGUGGGACAGCCUCUUUUUCUUUCAUCAGACACUGUGAAACAUCCUCUUAGCUGUGUACUCUUUAAUAUCACAUCUGUUUGUCUGUCUGCUCAUUAUUGUGUUGCUGGAACAAGAUAUGUAGUGGAUCGUGAGACUCGGUGAGAAACCGAGUCUCUGCCCUAUGAUGGAAUGGGGUCACCAAGCCAGGCUGCCAGGCCCACAGGGCACAGGACAUGAAAGGGGACGGUGGAAGGUGCUCCCCUUGGGUGGGCUCUGGACCUGUCUGGAAGCCUGUGGGUACCAGACUUGAUCAAGGAAGGGCUGUUACUUUGGAGGUUCAAAGGAAGCAUCUCAAAGUAAACAAAGGUAAAGGAACCCCAGGACUAACUGGCUUUUUGCCUUUGAUGGGCCUCUUCCCGGGUGUGUUUGAGCAGGUCCCCAGGACUCAGCCCCUGCUGGUCCUGCUGCCUUCCCCUGGCUCCAGCCUGCAGCCCUAGCUGCCCUUCCCUCGGCCUGCAAGGAGCCUGCAGCAGGGCCUCUGGUGCACUAUGUUCUCAGAUGUUGUCUCACCCAGAUGAGAUGGGGGACGGGGGGGGUACAGAGGAGGCUGCUAAACACAAAUCCUAGGAUUUAUUCUGCUCAGGAAAGGGUGAACAGCCUGAUAGAGAAGAAUGACAGUGGCUUCUAUAAUUUCAAACGGGAGGAAUUUAAAAUAUGACUUCAUUGUAAAAACUCAGGCCAUGGCGGGGUAGCCCAGCAAGGGCCGAAGAUGAUUCCCCCAGCUCAUCCCCCCAUCUUCUCACAACCCAACCAUCCUCCAAGGAAGGCAGGACAGUGAACAGGCCUAGGCCAGUUUACACAAGAAGAAAUAGGCUCAUGGUUAGGAACUCCAUUCCUAAGAUCCCACGUGGCAAAUAAGAGGCAGGGCUUGGAUGAGAGGGGGCACUGGCACCCAGGAACUCAGACCUGGCCCCUUGCCCAGGGAAUCUCUUGAGCCAACACCACCUUCUCUGGGGUAGUCUCCCACCUCUCCCCAGUUACAGGGUAGACUCAUCCUUUCAUGUCACAGAGGAAAGUAGUAUUAAUGCCCUCUGAAUCUCCCCAACAGCAGCUAUACAGGGAGUGCCCUGAAUUGGAACACAGCUUCCUCUGGGUCUUGCCUCCUGGAUAUGGACCAUAUCUGGAAAAAAUGCAAGGAAUUAAUAAGCCAGGAACCAUCCCAACCUGCAUGUGUUUAUGGUCUAUAUGGUAUCAGGAUAUAUCCGAACUGUACCCUGACACUGUAUCCUCUCACCCUUUAUGGUGGGAAGAUCCUGAGCCAGCCAGGGGCCUCUGGGCUCCAGCUGGCCACAGCAGGCCUCCUUUUGUGAGGACAGAAGGGAUCACUUUGUCUUUAGUGCUGAUCCUCUUUGCAGGUGUGGCCUGAAUAGAGGCCUGCCAGAUGUCAGCCUUCGUGUGAAGCCAGCAGACCCUGUCCUGGGGAGCCUCACAUGUCAGUUCACCAAAUUCUAGGUAGGGUUUGUGAUUGUCACCAUUUUACAGAUGAGGAAAGUGAGGCUCAGAGGGGCGGAACCACUUGCCCACAGUCAUAUAACUAAUGAGUCAGCCAGGAUUUAAGCUGUGUUUUUUCUGACUUCAAAGAAUAUUUUUCCCACCACUGUCUCAGAUUGUCCCACAGGAUUAUUUAUCCUUAGCAGCAGAGACUAGAGUGAAACAGGUAACUCAGUGGAUCUGGGUAAAGCCCAAAGAAGAUAAUAGUAAGCUUAAAAUUUCUUCAGAGUCUCAUGUUUUAUUUUAACAAUUCAUGGAAUAUUUGCAUUCCACUCCCUUCAGAUAGUCUGAUUUGUUUUAAUAUGACUAUAUAAAUAUCUUGUAAAAACCAUGUACCUUAUCCCUCCUAUGGCUUUGAUACCCUCAGUUCACUGUGAUGUGCCCUGGGGAAUUAUAACCUAGUCUGAGACACAGGGCUGGCCAUGCUGCGUCCUUCUGAGGCCAAGUCCAGACUCAAACUCAAGACCAGCUCACUUUCCCCUAGGCAGAUCCUUCAGUGUACGGAUAUCCUGACCUUACUGCUCAUGGGUUAACCUCAACUCAGGUCUCCUCUAGUGGGGUGUUGGAGGGGACCCACUGGCACAGGCUAGAAUGUUGAAGACUUGCCUAUGUGGCAUGGUGAAGGCUGAGCCUGUAAAACCCUAAAGGAAAUGGAGAAGCUGGACAUAGCCUCAUUCAGCAGAUUCCUGAAUGCUGGGGCUUCUGUAAGGUAGUGUCCUUGUCCAGGUGCAGUUGGGGGACAUGCUUCACAUGAGGUGCUGGGGUCAGGAAGCCUCCUCACUUUAACUCAGCCACUCACAUUUACUGGGUUUCUACAACAUGCAGAGCUCUGGAGGGUCCAGGAAGCACAGAUUACUAGGGCACAGCUCAACCUUUGGCGAGCUAUGUGGUUGUGUACAAAGAGCUCAGGCUUUGGUUAAAAUCCAAGUCCUUACAUUUCUUGGCUAUAGAACCUUGCCCAACCAAUUAAUGCAAAAAAAAAAAAAAAAAAAAAAGAUGUGAGAAAAGUAGAGAGAGAAGGUUGAAUUUGGAGGACUUUGGGCAGGGAAACAGGAAAACAAGGCCAGGAAAUUGGGACCCAGCAGAGAUAAUGAGAACCAAGGAUGGACAAAGUGGUCACUUCCAUGACACUGCAGGACAGGGGGUGGGUGAAGGUUCUGAUGAGAACCACCUGGAGCAAAGGUGCUGCUUUGGAACAAAUCUUGGAGUCGGGGGAAAAGAUGAUUUUCCCUCUGACCAAUCAUAUUUAUUCAUCAGCCAUUCCCUUCACUACCACACUAGCUCCUGCUGUGUGUUCUCACCAAGAUCCACAUUUCCUCAGCUCUGGUGUGAACCCUGUAGAGCGCAGAGAGGUGUCAGACUAGCAAGGCUGCUGCAGACAACAGAAAUGAGGCUCAGGAAGGGAGGAGCAGCCAGGCGCUCAUCAUGUCAUCUCUGCAGGAGUGACUGCCCACCCAGAGCCAGAGACAGGGAAGCAAACAGAAUGAAGACAGCUGCCCUUCCUUAGCCUGCAGCUGGCCAAUCCUAGCUGAGCAGACAGGCCAUCAGCACCAAGCUGAGUCAGGAGUAAUGUCAUGGAAGAUAUGUGUGAGCCCAAGGGAAAGCAUCAGCAGGGCAUAGCCAUAAGGUCAGUCGAUUUGACUGGGCUGACCCAAGUGGUAGGACAGGGCAGAAGUUAAGACAUGAGUCACAUGGAUGGUCAUGCCAUCCCAAACCUCUGACUUGCCUUCCCUACCAUCCUACUGGUCUGAGCUCCAUCUCUGCCUCUGACAUCAACUCCACCUCACAGCCAAAUAAAACAGGGAAAUAGGCAAAGAACACCAAACUGUAGGAGACCGGCUGAUUCGGCCUUAAGUGCCACCCAUGCAAAGGCUUCUUCUUGGAGGUUUCUCCAUCUACACAUAUCUAGAAGUGAUAUAAUGUAGGGUCUUGUGUUCACUGAGUAAGAAUUUGCAUUUCAGGUCUUAUACUCUCUGAACAACAGGGAAAGGGGUCAGUGGUGGAGAGUGGGGGGCUGUUCCAGCUCCAGUUUCCUCUGACACUUAUUGAAGGGCCAUGAUCUGAUCCUCAGAAGCACAGGAAAGAUGUCUAAGCCAUAAUUGUGCACAUGUGCAGAGUGUCCUCCAGUUCAUUCAUAACCAGGGAUGGACUGCACUGUAGCUCUGGCUUUACAACUGUCUUGAAGAUACCAAGGCCCUCUCUUGCAUCCCUCCUGCCCACCUCCAGAAGAGGUGGGAAAAGGUCAUCAAAGGGGCCACAUUUCCCCCCUGAAAUCUACCCAUGAAUGUUGGGUCCCCAAGAGGAGCUUGGUGGUAGCCCGUUGGGGCUCAUAUAAGAAAUAUGGAAGGACUCAGUAUGGAAGAGAGUCUAAUGGGAAGAGCUGUUUGGGCUGGAUCACUGAGGGUUUCCUUCUGCAUCUGAGAGAUGCUGUGGGUGGUGGAAUCUGGAUGCUGACUCUUGGUUGGAAUGUUAAGAGAUUGAGAGUGUGGAGGGCUUAAAGUGUUGGACAGAAAUGUCUCGGUAUGAAAGCUCAGAGCUUGGGGUAAACAGCGCAGUUCAUCAUUCCUGGGUGAGGGGGUCUCUUGGAUUUGGGGGGACAAGGGGAAUGGGAAGCAGCAUGCCAAAUUUGCAAAAUUGAAUCCCUACACAAGUAUUUUGGUGCUUUGGGGUUUAUGAAUAUAAAUCAUCAGACCUCCUAUGUGAUGCUUUGAAAAACUCUCAGUGUCCCACCCUACCCCUGUCUCUCCCAUGGGAGAUUUAUUAUGUAAGGUGUUCCUUGGGUCAAAGCCCCAGGAGCAGUCUGGAAGAUCAGAGGGCAGAGUGGUGUCAUCCCAGGUAAAAACCAGGCUUCAGACGGCUUAGGAAGAAUACUAGAGUCCAUAUCCUCCAAAGGUUUACGGAUUAUUGGACAAAUUCAAGCACAGUUUGCUAGUCCCAGGCCACUCCUGAGAGUAGAACUAGGACCAGGGAGUGAAACUUAAUAGCUGAUGAGCUCCUCAUGUCAGGAGAUGUCCAGCAGAAGCCAGGUGUCUCUUUAAAGGGAAGAAGGAGCAUUAUUGAGAUGACUUUUUAAAUCACUUCUACCCUGGAAAGGUAAGAUCUUAUGGACUGGGGGCCAUGGUUUAACCCAUUCAUAUCUGCAAGGUUCAAAGCCAAGCAGGUGGGGAAUGGCAAGAAGGCCCUGCUCUCCUGUCCAAGUCUCCCUGUCACACAGGCCAAGACACUGCUCUGGUCACAAAUCCAGGGCUCAUCCAGGCUGGUCAUCACCCAACAGGCCCAGUGAGAACAGCUGCUUUCCCACAGGCCUGGUGCCACUAGCAUCUCUGAUGAGAGCAACCUUAAUUCAGACCCAUGGCCAAGAGGGACAUCAGUGACAGUCAGAAGCAGUAAAGCUCUGAACAGGACCCCGAGCAGAGCAUUGCUCACCAUACACAUUAUCUGUAGAGGUUAAUUCUACCCCCACACCCCACUUGAGGCCUGCAGGAGCAGAUUGAAAAAGCAAAAGCACAAUGAAUCAGUUGACACAUGAUUAUAAUCAUUCCCAGUACAUAGGUUUCAUCUCCAGAUGGAUCCUGGGCUAGCCCAGGUUAAUGCAGGCUAACCCAUACAGCAAUCAGACUCAAAAGCACUUUUCUAUCUUCUCUUUUCACCCUACAUCCUACUAAACAAUGAAAGGCACAGAGUCAGAGCCUCUGCUAUUGCCUUGGAUACUGGACAUCCUCAUGGCCCUCAAGGAGACAUCAUGAGGUUUCCCACUGAACUCCAGAGAGGCAUUUUCGUAUCCCCUGGGCAUAUGAUAUUGCAUGAGACCAAAGUCUCCACACCGUUUUCAGCCUCCUCCAUGAAUCUCAAUGGCCUGCACUUGUACAGUUUGGGUGUUUGAUAGAUAAAGCACGUACGAGAAGAGAAAACAAAAUAAAUCAACUUCAAAAAGCCAGCACUGUGCUGUCGUUGUUCUUUUUUUUUCCUUGUCCUUUCCAAUUCUAGCUUAAAAGAGCUGAAGUGAAUAAUGUCGGGUCAAUGAAUAUCAGAUAUAUUUUUUGACUGUACAUUACAGUGACGUGUAAUCUUUUUACACCUGCAAGUCCAUCUUAUUUAUUCUUGUAAAUGUUCCCUGACAAUGUUUGUAAUAUGGCUGUGUUGAAAAUCUAUACAAUAAAGCUGUGACCCUGA
Messenger RNA from Choloepus didactylus (southern two-toed sloth), 12548 nucleotides. It is a transcript of the gene PTPRT, whose product is annotated as protein tyrosine phosphatase receptor type T. The record is from RefSeq and is a predicted model, not a curated record. Gene Ontology annotation, molecular function: protein tyrosine phosphatase activity; protein binding. Lineage: Eukaryota; Metazoa; Chordata; Mammalia; Pilosa; Megalonychidae. Bases 149 to 4534 code for a protein of 1461 amino acids. Gene Ontology annotation, cellular component: membrane. Gene Ontology annotation, biological process: protein dephosphorylation. The transcript is spliced from 32 exons.